ACGUCAUUUCAAAGAAACAUGGCGGACGAAGUGGAGCAGCCACCGACUACCAACACUGUUGAAGAACCACUUGACCUGAUCAGGCUCAGCUUAGACGAGCGGAUCUAUGUGAAGAUGAGGAACGAUCGGGAGCUCCGGGGCCGCCUGCAUGCGUACGAUCAGCACCUGAACAUGAUCCUGGGUGAUGUGGAGGAGACGGUGACCACGGUGGAGAUCGAUGAGGAAACCUAUGAGGAGCUCUACAAGUCCACGAAGAGGAACAUCCCCAUGCUGUUUGUCAGAGGCGACGGCGUUGUCCUCGUAGCUCCGCCCCUCAGGGUGGGCUAAGACCACGGUGGACAUUUUGUUUUUCCUGUUGUUAUUUUUCCCAAUAAUGUCGGACUCUGUUUGCCUUCAUCAUCUCUGAUCUUCAGUUCAGCGGUGAGGUGAAAAGCGAUUGAGAUGAUCGAAGGCGGCUCCUGGUUUGAUGUUGAGCUCGUUGGUCCAUAAAUCAUUUAACUUUGGAUCUUUUCAGUUAGAAGCAGCUGUUAAGUUUCAGGAACUGCUACUGUUUGGCUUUAUGGUGACAAUUUAUUAGAAAACUGAAAUCCAAGGUUCUUUUUUUUUCUAUUUUUGGGUUUAAAUCAUGUCAGUUUGUAAAAAAUUAUUAAAUUUGGUUAAAUAAUAAAAAAUACAGUUUAAAAAUGUCA
This is a messenger RNA of Cyprinodon variegatus (sheepshead minnow), 689 nucleotides long. It is a transcript of the gene lsm3, whose product is annotated as LSM3 homolog, U6 small nuclear RNA and mRNA degradation associated. Gene Ontology annotation, biological process: mRNA splicing, via spliceosome; P-body assembly. Gene Ontology annotation, molecular function: RNA binding. The coding region runs from base 19 to 327 and encodes 102 amino acids. The transcript is spliced from 4 exons. Gene Ontology annotation, cellular component: catalytic step 2 spliceosome; Lsm1-7-Pat1 complex; P-body. NCBI's taxonomy places the organism in Eukaryota, Metazoa, Chordata, Actinopteri, Cyprinodontiformes, Cyprinodontidae. The record is from RefSeq and is a predicted model, not a curated record.